CAUUGUUGGCUUGACUGCUGACAUUUACAUGAAACAAUGAAAAUACCCUGAAAAUCUCCCUUCCUACUCAGGUGGAUAAAUAUCGGUCUACAGAAACUUGUAACAAUUUGAAGUGAUCCAGACGAUCGUCAACCCUGCAGGGCCCACUGCAGUUGGGAAAUGAAAAUAUCUUGCUAGCUGGAUGGCGCUACAUGUCUGAUACCAGGAAAUUUUGACAUUGCGUGACAACUGCUACGCAUUUUUGCUGAUCGGUGCGCACACCAGAUCGAUGGCAUGCAUUUCAUGUACAAGAAUAGAGGGCUUGUAUGAGGGGCAGCAUGAUAUGCUCUAUAACCAGACAUUUAACCUUGAUCAGGUUGCAUUUGCAUCUGAGGGAAUUAAAGAUGCUCGACAGACGAUGUCAGCUUUGAAAUCUGCUAAUAAGGAGUUGAGGGGAAUGAUGACAACUGUGAAGAUCCAGGACAUAGAUAAAAGUGGGUAUAUGGCAUCGUAAUCUGAGGGCACGCCGGCAUAUCUUCAACCUGAUAAGGAACCAGAUUUCGAUGCUGAACUCAAUUUGCCUUCGGUGCCAUCAGGGCAUGCAGCAGGGCCCAACAGACAGAAUG
Messenger RNA from Magnolia sinica, 605 nucleotides. RefSeq names its product vacuolar protein sorting-associated protein 60.1-like. NCBI's taxonomy places the organism in Eukaryota, Viridiplantae, Streptophyta, Magnoliopsida, Magnoliales, Magnoliaceae. Gene Ontology annotation, biological process: vesicle budding from membrane; late endosome to vacuole transport via multivesicular body sorting pathway. Gene Ontology annotation, cellular component: multivesicular body. The transcript has 4 exons. The coding region runs from base 269 to 493 and encodes 74 amino acids. The record is from RefSeq and is a predicted model, not a curated record.